AUGUUGUCUGCUGUGGUGAAAAAAAAGCGGAAGAAAAGACCAAUUGGACCAUUGCCAGUCACACCAGCUCUCAAAUACAAAGACUUUCCCAAACUUUUACCUGUGAUUGAAAGUGGAGAAUGGUUGAAAGAUGAACACAAUGACAAUGCACAGGCUUUUCUCGCAAAGAAUUUCCCUCACAUUGGAAGCUUGCAGGCAACAUGGGUGUUCAUUUCAGAAGAGUGCCAAUCGGUGGGUACUCCAAAAGAAGAUUUUGUACAAAUUGUAAAUGUUUGUGGGAAUCAUUGGAUCACCCUCAGUAACAUUGGCUGCCCUAAAGAUACUGUAACAUUAUACGACUCACUAUACAACAACCUAGAUUCUGGAAGUAAAGCAAAACUUCACAAGCAAAUUGCAGACAUGCUAAUGCCAACAUCUAAGCAUCUUACAAUCCAGUGGGCUGAUAUGCAGAAACAAACUGGUACUUGCGAUUGUGGGCUAUUUGCAAUCGCAGCGGCAACAAGUCAGUGUUAUGGCAUUUUACCACAAGACUGUUACUGGGAGCAAGAGGGUAUGAGGGAUCAUUUGUGUAUGUGCUUCCAGCAAGGAGAUCUGGCACUUUUCCCACAAUUGGCAGUUGUUCGAAAACACGAGAGGCAUCACAGAGUGGAAAAUACUGAAGUGUUCUGCCACUGUCGACAACCAUACAACCCUGGUGUUUUCAUGGUUGCAUGCGAUCGUUCCCAGGAUUGGUUCCAUCGAGGAUGUGAAAGGGUUCCGAAAAGGAUAAACAAGAACACUUUAUUCGUUUGUAAAAAUUGUAAAUAG
Paramuricea clavata is the source of this 807-nucleotide messenger RNA. NCBI's taxonomy places the organism in Eukaryota, Metazoa, Cnidaria, Anthozoa, Malacalcyonacea, Plexauridae. The record is from the annotation of a GenBank genome assembly.